AUGGCUUACGUCUUAACCGAAACAUCUGCAGGUUAUGCUUUGCUAAAAGCCUCUGACAAGAAGAUUUACAAGUCUUCAUCCCUGAUUCAAGAUCUCAGCUCUUCGGAAAAGGUGUUGAAAGAAUUCAAAAUCGCAGCUUUCUCGAAGUUUUCCUCUGCUGCCAAUGCUUUGGAAGAAGCUAACUCCAUUGUCGAAGGUAAAGUCUCUCCUCAGUUGGAAAAGCUUCUAAGUGAGGCCAAGGCCGAUAAGAAGGCGACCCUUGUGGUUAGCGAGACUAAGCUCGCCAACGCUAUCAACAAGUUAGGUUUGAAUUUUAGCGUCGUUUCUGACGCUGUCACCUUGGACAUUUUCAGAGCGGUCAAGGAGUACUUGCCAGAGUUGUUGCCGGGUCUAUCUGACAAUGAUUUGUCUAAGAUGUCAUUGGGUUUGGCACACUCCAUAGGUCGUCACAAGCUAAAGUUUUCUGCUGAUAAGGUUGACGUAAUGAUCAUCCAAGCAAUCGCUUUGUUGGAUGACUUGGACAAAGAAUUGAACACUUAUGCUAUGAGAUGUAAAGAAUGGUACGGCUGGCAUUUCCCUGAGCUAGCCAAGAUUGUCACCGACUCAGUCGCUUACGCUAGAAUUAUUUUGAAGAUGGGUGUCAGAACCAACGCAGCUGAAACUGAUAUGAGCGAAAUUCUUCCAGAAGAAAUUGAAGAACGUGUCAAGUCUGCUGCUGAGAUCUCUAUGGGUACUGAAAUUACACCAAUUGAUUUGCAAAACAUCAACAGCUUGGCUGAACAAAUUGUUGACUUUGCUGCCUACAGAGAACAACUAUCCAAUUACUUGUCUUCGAGAAUGAAGGCAAUCGCCCCAAAUUUGACCCAACUUGUCGGUGAGCUGGUGGGUGCUAGAUUGAUCGCUCACGCUGGCUCUUUGAUCUCGCUUGCUAAAUCCCCUGCUUCAACCAUUCAAAUCUUGGGUGCAGAGAAGGCCCUUUUCAGAGCUCUUAAGACAAAGCACGACACACCAAAGUACGGUCUACUAUACCAUGCUUCCUUGGUGGGGCAAGCCACCGGUAAGAACAAGGGUAAAAUUGCCAGAGUUUUGGCCGCCAAGGCUGCUGUUUCUCUACGUUAUGACGCCCUCGCCGAAGACAGAGAUGAUUCUGGUGAUGUCGGCUUGGAGGCUAGAGUGAAGGUGGAGAGUAGGCUGUCUCAGCUAGAAGGCAGAGAUCUAAGAACUACUCCAAAAGUUGUCCGUGAAGCCAAGAAGGUGGAAAUUUCAGAAGCUAGAGCCUAUAAUGCUGAUGCCGAUACUGUAACUGCUGUAACAGCCUCUGCUGAUUCUGACGACGAAGAAGUCGAAGAACCAAAGAAGGAAAAGAAGGAAAAGAAGGAAAAGAAAAAGGAAAAGAAGGACAAGAAGAGAAAGAGAGACGAAGAAUCCGACGAAAAGGAGUCCAAGAAGUCCAAAAAGGACAAGAAGGAUAAAAAGGAUAAAAAAAGAAGGAGAAGAAGGAGAAGAAAUAAGGUUUUCCUAACUCCGCAUGACCUUAUUCUGCUGUCAUUAUUAUAUCCGUGUCAUUCGUGUAAAUUAGUUUUUCUUUGA
Lachancea fermentati is the source of this 1590-nucleotide messenger RNA. Lineage: Eukaryota; Fungi; Ascomycota; Saccharomycetes; Saccharomycetales; Saccharomycetaceae. The record is from the annotation of a GenBank genome assembly.